Magnusiomyces paraingens is the source of this 1926-nucleotide messenger RNA. RefSeq lists its product as uncharacterized. The record is from RefSeq and is a predicted model, not a curated record. The coding region runs from base 1 to 1926 and encodes 641 amino acids. The transcript has a single exon. Lineage: Eukaryota; Fungi; Ascomycota; Dipodascomycetes; Dipodascales; Dipodascaceae.
AUGGACAAACCCGAAUCGGGUCCCGGGCCCUCUUCUCCCGCAACUACAGUCACCGCAACUGCUUCUGCAAGUCAUACUCCACUAACAACACCCGGAUCUACAAUCACAUCUGCUUCCUCUUCUUCCUCGGCCUCAUCCGGCUCUGCUGUGUCGGCAUCCGCGUCUGCUUCUGUCUCGGCCCAACAUCCACAACAACACCCGCAACACCUACAACACCCACAACAUCCACAACACCCGCAACAUCCACCGGUGCAACAACAGCAACAACAACCCGUCAAUCCUACCGGGUCCCUACAAGGUGGAAAUCCAGCAAAUACUACAACUACUACUACUACUACUACAACUACCUCAACUACCCCAGGCGUCUCCUCAGCAGCCAUAGCAGCCGCUUCAGACCCGUAUUUCUUACACACACCACCGCCGCAAGUGCACGCAACGGCCCAACGUCAUAUGUUUACCGUGGACUCACGAAAGAUUCUACUCAAGGAGGUUGUCCAGCUGCAACCGUACCUGAACCCGGAAAUGUGGGACGCCGUCACUAACCGGUACGGCUGGUGGUGCUAUGACCAUAUCAAGCCCGAGCGCAGAACGGUCCCCAAGGACCGGCUCCGGAAAAAGGUCAAAAAUAUCAUGUCUACCUACCAUCAAAAGAAAACUGCAAUGGGAGCUGCCACAGCUUCUCAGUUGGGUGCUGCCUCAACCGCAACUCCAGGGAACACGGGCCCAGACGAUACCCCAACUUCUCCAUCUUCAGGAACCCCAGGCCCAAACUCAACAGCAGGUGUAUCUUCUUCCACCCCCUCAGCUGCAAGCCUUAACGAGAUCCACACUGGAGACAUGCCUGAUGAGCUGCCAUAUGAUGCAGAGACAAUUGAUCUGAUUGAAAAAGUCGUCCAGCAGUACUCAGAUUCCCUUAACCAAGCAACAUCAAGAAGACUUGGGAAAGUCCGCGCAAAGUCUGCCCCAGGACUUACAGAUUAUUCCUUUGGAAAUAAUGCCGUUCAUGCUGCUCAAGCCGCUCAAGCUGCCCAAGUGGCUGCUGCCCAAGCUGCUGCUGCUGCUGCUGCUGCUGCUGCUGCUUCAUCAGGCCAUCACAAUAGUCUCCCAUCUGCUCCACCACCAGCAACUCUUGAAGAAGCUGCUGCCGCUGCCGCUGCCGCUGCUGCCGCUGCUGCUGCUGCUGCUGCUGCUGAUUCUCCAGACCAAGUUUCAGGACGUGGAUUAUACCCGGCUUCUCUUGGGAUUCUCAAUAUUAUCCAAGACGACAAUGAUGACGACAAUGAAGAUCCAGUCGAUUCACCACGUAAACGUCGCAGAACAGACGGUGAUUCUUCAAGUGGACCUUCUGCAGCAGCUAUUGCUGAUCUUCUAACUGGAGAAUCAUCCAAGACCUCAAGUCAAUCGGAAACAGCUUCAGUUGACAAGCCUGGUACGUCUGUUUCUGCAGCAUCUUCUGGGGUUUCUGGUCUCGAUGCAUUUGACACGCCCCAGGGCCAUAAUACUUCUUCAACAUCAACAACUUCAGCAACAACCACUCAAGUCCCGCACACAACAACAACAACAACAGCAACUGGAACAACAACAAACCCAGGAAUCCCGACUCCAGCACAAGAGCGUGAGUCAAACUACUUUGCACAGUACCCAAGCAAAUCAGAUACUCUUGCUGAAACAAUUGCAAAUACAUUUCGCACUAUUUUGCAGGAGUCUCAUAAAGACCAGAUGGAAAAGUUUCGCGAGUUUGGUCAUUCCUUUGGCCAGGCAGUGGGUGAAUCCAUUGCUCGAGCAAUCUCCACAAGUGUCGAUAAACUCGUUGAAGCUCACCAGAUCCACCAGCAACAAGACUCUUCUUCUUCUUCAACUUCAACUUCAACUUCUAAUUCUACUACUACUACUUCUUCUUCUUCUGUUCCAAAUAAGGAUUCAUAA